CACUUGGCUUGGAAGGAGCAAGCGCCACGAAAGGUCAGAGGAAGGAGUCUGUGGGAAGCCCGCAGCAGGUAUCGGAGCUUCAGCCAGUGGAUUUGGGGGGCCCCAGGGGCUCCCUCACCGACUGAGGUGUGAGUCCGACUCUGCCGAAAAUGGAGCGGACAGGAAAGCACCGGGACUUUCAGGGCUCUGGCUUUGCAGGGAGCCGAAAUGACCAUGACUGCCAACAAGAAUUCCAGCAUUACCCAUGGAGCCGGAAGCACUAAGGCCCCCCGGGGGACUCUGAGCAGGUCUCAGUCCGUCUCUCCACCUCCAGUUCUCUCUCCACCACGGAGUCCCCUCUACCCACUCAGCGACAGUGAAACCUCAGCGUGCAGGUACCCUAGCCACUCCAGCUCCAGGGUGCUCGUCAAGAACUGGCACCUUCGUGAUCCUUCACCCCAAAAUCCUCAGGAACUCUGCGCAGACACAUCACCGCUUGGCUGUGCCCUCAAGGCCAGCAACUUUGGUUCCUUGGACAGAAGCCCUUCUGUGUACAAGAGAGAAGACCAAAAGGGGAGCGUGCAAGACCUGGCCCAGGAUGUAGAGGGAGUAGCCUCCUGCCUCCCCCUUGCCCAGAGCACUCCAUUCCUGGGACCUGGCUCCCGGAGUGCCUUGCUGACCCGCACUGGCCCCCGGGCCCACAACCUGGGCAUCCGGGAGAAGAUAUCAGCAUGGGAAGGUCGCCGCGAGGCCUCUCCCAGGAUGAGCAUGUGUGGGGACAAGCGGGAGGGCUCCGGCGGCGAGUGGGCGGUCAGUGAGGGCUGCCCAAGUGUGGUGCCGUCCCCCUGCAGCUCAGAAAAGACUUUUGACUUCAAGGGCCUCCGGAGGAUGAGCAGGACCUUCUCCGAGUGUUCUUACCCUGAGACCGAGGAGGAGGGAGAGGUGCUGCCCAACCGGGACUCUCUGCACCGGCCAGAGAAGCGGCCAGGCCGGAGUGAGCACAGUGCCUUCCUCAGGGCACAUGGCAGCAGGAAGGAGAGCUCAGCUGUGCUGAGCCGGAUCCAGAAGAUUGAACAGGUUCUAAAGGAGCAGCCAGGUGGGGGGCUGCCCCAGCUCCCCAGCAGCUGCUAUAGUGUAGACCGAGGGAAAAGGAAGACCGGAACCUUGGGAGCCCUGGGAGAGCCAGCAGGCAGUGCGAGUGUGAGCGCCAGCAGCAGGGCAGCAGGAGUGGGAGCAGGUGGCGGGGAGGCGGGCCCACCCCUAGAAAGGGAAAACAGUGGUUCCACAAAACCAGGGACCCCUGGAAGUAGCCCCAGCUCCCAGCUGCUGCCCUCAAAGAGCUCCCAUGAUCCCGCAGUGAACCCUGUCCCCAAACCCAAGCGCACCUUUGAGUAUGAGGCUGACAAGAACCCCAAGAAUAAGCCAAGCAAUGGUCUACCUCCUUCGCCCACACCUGCUGCUCCACCUCCUCUACCCUCCACCCCAGCCCCACCAGUUACCCGGAGACCUAAGAAGGAUAUGCGUGGUCACCGCAAGUCCCAGAGCAGAAAAUCCUUUGAGUUUGAGGAUGCGUCCAGUCUCCAGUCCCUGUACCCCUCUUCUCCCACUGAGAAUGGUACUGAGAACCAACCCAAGUUUGGAUCCAAAAGCACUUUAGAAGAAAAUGCCUACGAAGACAUUGUGGGAGAUCUGCCCAAGGAGAAUCCGUAUGAGGAUGUGGACUUAAAGAGCCGACGAGCAGGCCGAAAAUCCCAGCAACUGUCUGAGAACUCGCUGGACUCUUUGCACAGGAUGUGGAGUCCUCAGGACAGGAAGUACAACAGUCCACCCACGCAGCUCUCCCUGAAACCCAGCAGCCAGUCCCUGCGCAGUGGGAACUGGUCAGAAAGGAAGAGCCACCGGCUGCCACGAUUACCCAAGAGACACAGCCAUGACGACAUGCUGCUGCUGGCUCAGCUGAGCCUGCCGUCUUCUCCCUCAAGCCUCAAUGAGGACAGCCUCAGCACCACCAGUGAGCUGCUGUCCAGCCGCCGGGCCCGCCGCAUCCCCAAGCUUGUUCAGAGAAUUAACUCCAUCUACAGUGCCAAGAGGGGAAAGAAGAGGUUAAAAAAGCUCUCUAUGUCCAGCAUUGAGACAGCAUCGCUAAGAGAUGAAAACAGUGAAAGUGAGAGCGACUCCGAUGACAGGUUCAAAGCCCACACACAGCGCCUGGUCCACAUCCAGUCAAUGCUGAAGCGCGCGCCCAGCUAUCGGACCCUGGAGCUGGAACUGCUUGAGUGGCAGGAGCGGGAGCUCUUUGAGUACUUUGUGGUGGUGUCCCUCAGGAAGAAGCCAUCCCGAAACACCUACCUCCCGGAGGUCUCCUACCAGUUUCCUAAGCUGGACCGACCCACCAAGCAGAUGCGGGAGGCAGAGGAAAGGCUCAAAGCCAUUCCACAGUUUUGCUUCCCUGAUGCCAAGGACUGGCUCCCCGUGUCCGAGUAUAGCAGUGAGACAUUUUCUUUCAUGCUAACCGGAGAAGAUGGCAGCAGGCGCUUUGGCUACUGCAGACGCUUACUGCCAAGUGGGAAAGGGCCUCGGUUGCCAGAGGUGUACUGUGUCAUCAGCCGCCUGGGCUGCUUUGGCUUGUUUUCCAAGGUGCUGGAUGAGGUGGAACGCCGGCGUGGGAUCUCUGCUGCCUUGGUCUAUCCCUUCAUGCGGAGUCUCAUGGAAUCGCCCUUCCCGGCUCCAGGCAAGACCAUCAAGGUGAAGACGUUCCUGCCAGGGGCUGGCAAUGAGGUGUUGGAGCUACGGCGGCCCAUGGACUCACGACUCGAGCAUGUGGACUUUGAGUGCCUUUUUACCUGCCUCAGUGUGCGCCAGCUCAUCCGGAUCUUCGCCUCACUGCUGCUGGAGCGCCGGGUCAUUUUUGUGGCAGAUAAACUCAGUACCCUGUCCAGCUGCUCCCACGCCGUGGUGGCCUUGCUCUACCCCUUCUCCUGGCAACACACCUUCAUUCCUGUUCUCCCGGCUUCCAUGAUUGACAUCGUCUGCUGCCCCACCCCCUUCCUGGUUGGCCUGCUCUCCAGCUCCCUGCCUAAACUGAAGGAAUUGCCUGUGGAGGAGGCACUGAUGGUGAAUCUGGGAUCAGACAGAUUCCUCCGCCAGAUGGACGAUGAGGACACGUUGUUACCUAGGAAGCUCCAGGCGGCAUUGGAGCAGGCUCUGGAGAGGAAGAAUGAACUCAUCUCCCAGGACUCGGACAGCGACUCCGACGACGAAUGUAAUACCCUCAACGGGCUGGUGUCGGAGGUGUUCAUCCGGUUCUUCGUGGAGACUGUCGGACACUACUCCCUCUUUCUGACGCAGAGUGAGAAGGGGGAGCGGGCCUUCCAGCGCGAGGCCUUCCGCAAGUCUGUGGCCUCCAAAAGCAUCCGCCGUUUCCUUGAGGUUUUUAUGGAAUCACAGAUGUUUGCUGGCUUCAUCCAAGACAGGGAGCUGAGGAAGUGUCGUGCAAAGGGUCUCUUUGAACAGCGAGUGGAGCAGUACUUAGAAGAACUCCCAGACACUGAGCAGAGUGGGAUGAAUAAGUUUCUCCGAGGUUUGGGCAACAAAAUGAAAUUCCUCCACAAGAAGAAUUAAAACUCGUGUCCCAGGUCAUGGACUCCAGUGCCUUGCAGAGCCUAGAGCCAGGGGAGGGGGCCCAAAUGGGGACCCUUGGGACUGCCCCUUCCAGGCCAGCCCACCUCUGCCUCCACUAUUAUCCCAGGAUACUGUUUGUAAAUAAUCUGCUGUAAGCUUUCUUAACUGUUUUAUAACAAGCAAAAGAGUCUGGUAAAUAUUUGUAUAUUCCCAAGGGGCUGGGUGCUUUCCGGCCCUGCCUGAGCACGAAUGAAGUUUCAUUGGGUGCUGGUAACUGGCCAGUUCUGUGCAGCUGACUGUCUCAGCCAAACCACUGACCUUCCGGGAGCCUUGGCCUGCCCCCCGCCUGCCUGCGACCCCUGCUGCCAGUCUUGGGUCCCUGAGAGCAGGUGCUAUCUUGUGAUGUACAGCAAGAUUUUUUUUUAAAGUCUUAUUAGAGUUUCUAUUUUUGUCCUGAGUGGCCCCCUCCCCACCCCCUCUGUUUUAAAAGUCAAAAGCCAAUCAAUCCACAUUUGCAGCAUAGCACCAAGGCUCCUGGGCCUUUCUGAGAUGGUCAGUGAGUCCCCAGAAGCCCACCCUACAGCUCUGCUAGUGCUGUAGGCUCUGUGGGCCCAGCUCCCAGUCAGCAGUGGCCAUGAUGCGGUACAGGGCAUCCCCCCUCUCUCCCACCUUCUACAGCUGUUCUCAAUAAACAGUGUACAGUUGUUGGGGCCCAGA
Ochotona curzoniae (black-lipped pika) is the source of this 4317-nucleotide messenger RNA. It is a transcript of the gene DENND2B, whose product is annotated as DENN domain containing 2B. The record is from RefSeq and is a predicted model, not a curated record. The transcript is spliced from 20 exons. Bases 208 to 3600 code for a protein of 1130 amino acids. Gene Ontology annotation, biological process: positive regulation of ERK1 and ERK2 cascade. NCBI's taxonomy places the organism in Eukaryota, Metazoa, Chordata, Mammalia, Lagomorpha, Ochotonidae.